This is a messenger RNA of Entamoeba nuttalli P19, 1398 nucleotides long. RefSeq lists its product as hypothetical. The record is from RefSeq and is a predicted model, not a curated record. Bases 1 to 1398 code for a protein of 465 amino acids. The transcript has a single exon. Lineage: Eukaryota; Evosea; Mastigamoebida; Endamoebidae.
AUGACUGACUUUUUUAUUGCAAAUAAAGAAUAUACCUCCAACGCAUUUAAAAUUAAUUUUCAAAUUGACAAGGACUAUUAUUCUUUUAUAAAUAAUUAUACUCAAGUUGUUUAUGGUCAUUCAGUAAAAGCUGGGUGUUAUGUAUCAAGAAAUGUUAUUACCGAAACUAAAGGAAAUAAGACCCAUCUUAGGUAUGGUCAAUGUCUUGAACUUACUGGUCCUACAAAAAUUCCAGUACGUUGUACUAUUAUAGGAACAUUUACUGGAACAAACCCAUUAAUGCCUCAAUACGUUUAUGAUACACUUAUUAUUUUACCAGAAGGAUUAUAUAACACCGUUGCUUUACCAACCAAAAAUAUGGCUGUUAAAAUUUCUCAAGUAACAAUGAGAGAAGUUGAUUGUGUGUUUUCAACAUACCCAUCAUUAUAUGUUCAUUCUGUUUCUAAUUCAAUGGCUAAUGUUACAUUGAUUAAUACAAAUAAAAUUAUUGAUGGAAUUCAAAUAGGAAAUACUAUUUAUAACAAUGACAAAUGGGGAUUUUAUUUAAUUCCAACAACAUCAGAUACAAUUUCUCUAAUUAGUAUAUAUUCUGAAAUUGUUGUAAUUAAUAAUAUUAAAUUUAAACAGUCUUUUAUUUAUCAAUCUGAUUCUAAAUUUCCUUCUAAUAUAAGAGAACACUGUGAAUUUAAACCUAUUACUUCGUUGUAUGAUGAAACUAGUUCAUCAGUUAUACACCCAUUAUUAAAAGGUUAUUUUAUGCAAGUAAAUAGUGAUUGGUCUUUUAUAAAUCAUUAUACAAACCCAGUGUUUUCAAGUGUAAGUGACCAUUUAACAACAGUUUUUGCUUUUCAAUCUCCAAUUCAACAAUUUAAUCACUUUAGUUAUUUUGAAUGGCAGGCAAUUGUAUCAGGAACUUUUGAAUUUAAAUUUGCUAAUACUGGAUUGGGUGAUUUAGGAAAUCCGGUUGCAAAAGAUGUAGUUUUAAGUUGUAAUGUUUCGCAAACGACUCAACUAAAACAAAACUAUAAUAGUACCCAUACUUUAUAUACAAUUAAAAUAUUUUCAAAUCCACGUUGUACUACUUAUGGAAAUGGAAUGACAAUAACCUUUUUUAAUACUAAUAACACUGUAUUUACAACAAAGCAUGCAAAGUAUGUUUUAAAAAGUUCAAAUCAAACAGCUUGUACUUCAAAAGAUGCUUAUUGCAAUGGAAUGGAAUGUGUACCACCAAAUGUAAAUACUAGCCAAUGUGGAUUAUAUUGUGGUGUUUGUAGAGUUGGUUAUUCAUGUUCUGAAUUAGGUAAAUGUGUUAAAGUUGUAUCUUUAAAUACAAGAAAUUCUUCCACAUCACAUCUCUUCUUUAUAGAAUUAUUGAUGAUAAUUAUUCUCUUAUUCUAA